ACACCAAUCUCGGAUCGAUCUUGACACAUCGUCUCUGUCUGUCCUACUACGCUCACACUUGGGUCGAUCGAUCGAUCGUACGUCAAUGGCGCAGGAGAGCCGCGGCAGCUCCGGCAAGGCGCCGGCGGCGAGCAGCAGCUCCGGCGAGUGCUCGACGCCGCCGUUCAGGUUGAACGUGCACGCCCCCGAGUUCGUGCCGCGGUCGCCGGCGGCCGUCAGCCCCAUGGCGGCCGCCGGCUUCUACUCGCCGUUCUUGCAGCUGCCAGGCAGCGGCAUUGGGCUGUGCGCGGACUGGAGCAUCUUCGCCGAGCCGGAUCCGGCCUUCUUCCUGCCGGACUUCGGCCACGGUAAGAUCGCCGCCGCCGCCGGGAAUGGGCCGCCGAAGGGGGCGAGCCCGGCCGACAUUGCACAGAAGAUCAUCAAGCAGGUCGAGUACCAAUUCAGUGACACGAAUUUGGUUGCAAAUGAUUUCUUGAUGAAGAUCAUGAACAAAGAUCCUGAGUGCUAUGUCCCUAUGUCUGUCAUUUCUUCAUGGAAGAAGAUUAAAGCUAUGGGCGUGACCAACCAGCUCCUGGUGAAUGCUCUAAGGACAUCGUCAAAGCUCGUUGUGAGUGACGACGGCAAGAAAGUGCGCCGGGCACAGCCAUUCACUGAGCGACACAAAGAAGAGUUGCAGUCUCGAAUGGUGAUCGCGGAGAAUUUGCCGGAGGAUUCAACCAGGAACAGCCUUGAGAAGAUCUUCGGCAUCAUCGGAAGCGUGAAGAACAUCAGGAUAUGCCAUCCACAAGAGCCUAGCUCCGCCAGAUCGUCAAAGUCUGACGCGCUAGUGAGUAACAAGUUGCACGCGCUCAUAGAGUAUGAGACAUCACAGCAAGCCGAUCGGGCGGUCGAUAAGCUGAACGACGAACGCAACUGGAGGAAGGGGCUGCGAGUUCGUCCGGUGCUACGUCGAUCGCCGAAAUCGGUGGUACGGCUGAAGCGACCGGACUUCGACCACGCCAUGAUCUCCGACGACGAGCACUCGCCGCUGUCUCAGGUGUCGUCGGAUUCGCCAAUGGCGGACCACUCGCCUGACCAUCACCAGGAAGAUCACCAUGGCAAGAAGUCGUGGGCGAGAGGGCGGGGAGGCAGGACGCCGCACGCCACCGGAGCGCCGCAUCCCGCCGCCUCGGCCGGGCAUUUCGACGCCCUGAUGAGGAGCCCCCGGUACGCGCCGCAGGGGCCGAGGAUGCCCGACGGAACGCGAGGGUUCACCAUGGGGCGCGGGAGGCCGUCGCCGGCGGCAGCUGUCCUCCGGAGCUCGCCGGCCCGCGCUGUCGCCGCUCCUGGUCCGGCGGCCGUGAUGAUCUAACGGUCGCCCUGUCGUGCCAUGGGUUGCCAUGGCGGUAUUUUGGUUGCCUAUUGGCUUUUACUCGUUCGACGUUGUUGAGUUUUUUUUUGGCAUAUAUUUUGAUCAUUUGGUUUAUUAAAAUUUUCUAUGUAAAU
Molecule: messenger RNA, 1485 nt
Organism: Oryza brachyantha (malo sina)
Lineage: Eukaryota; Viridiplantae; Streptophyta; Magnoliopsida; Poales; Poaceae
Product: la-related protein 6C-like
Exons: 10
Coding region: 86-1351 (421 amino acids)
Biological process (GO): RNA processing
Cellular component (GO): nucleus
Molecular function (GO): mRNA binding
Source: RefSeq, a predicted model, not a curated record